AUGCACACGGCCGGAUAUGUUCACGGAGACUUGCUUCCUCGAAACGUCCUGUUUGGCAAGAAGAAUAGUGGCUUUUUGAUAGACUUUGACCUUUUGAGAAAGGAAAACAAGCCAUACGUCAGAGGUUUCAAUUUUGCUGAUUUUGAAGACUUUCGUCAUCCCGAUGCAAAGCCUUGCAAACAGAUGAAAAAGAUCCAUGACGUUCAUUCACUUUACCAAAUCAGCCAUUACUUUUUUGAUUUAAGCAAAAAGCCAAUACAAGAGGGGAUCACCUUGAAAGGUCUCAUUGCGCAUUUUAAAGCCAAUGAGAAGCUUCCAGUGAAUGCCGUAGAGGAGAGCAAGGACUCAAGUGGCAGUCCAAACAGGUAG
Messenger RNA from Cylindrotheca closterium, 369 nucleotides. The record is from the annotation of a GenBank genome assembly. NCBI's taxonomy places the organism in Eukaryota, Bacillariophyta, Bacillariophyceae, Bacillariales, Bacillariaceae.